AUGGUCGAAUUCGGCAUCGGCCCCAAUGAAACAAGUUCACGCAAUUUGACAGUCUAUCACCCCAGCUCUCGUGCGAUCCGAGAGAAGAGAACCGCGCUAGAAGAGGAGAUUGAGAAAAUCGACACAUCGGCUCACCAGCUCUCUGGGGUACUCGUUACCCAUAAACAGAAUCGGGGUUUCCUUGACAAUAUCAAAGAUUUUGACCCAAGAUUCGAGAGAGUCUGGGCGGCAUCCGGGCUCAGGACAAGACAGGGUGCAAAUGGACACCGUAUCAACUGCGAUUGGGGCUUGGUCGAGGUACCGGAUGAUGGAUUGUCGAGCAACGUCACUCCCAGGGGGCAUGUACUCCAGGGAUCGCCCCUACCUGACAAGUUCGACAACUUAAGGCUGUGCCUUUCGGGACAACGCUCCGGGUACUCCGAGGGCGACUACUCCCUCAAAGAGGCUCAUGUCAAGCACGAAAUGAUUGAUGGAAUUAAAACUUCUGUUCCGACGGUGGAACAUACCGUGAUAGCCAGCGGCACCGAUUUACGUCUUUUUGCACGUCCUGGAGACUCCGGUUCCUUGGUUUAUACCAAAAGAGAUCAUGUGGUAGUCGGCUUGCCUUUUGCGGGUCGGGAGGAAACACUGACUGCCAACUUCACCCACAUUGAGGAUCUUAUUGCGGACAUCAAAGAGAUAACCGGGGCCACUUGGGUUCGGUUGCGAUAA
Molecule: messenger RNA, 711 nt
Organism: Penicillium roqueforti
Lineage: Eukaryota; Fungi; Ascomycota; Eurotiomycetes; Eurotiales; Aspergillaceae
Exons: 3
Coding region: 1-711 (236 amino acids)
Source: RefSeq, a predicted model, not a curated record